AUGCGCGCCACCGAGCACGCGCCGCGCGGUCCGUUCCGUGUCCUCGAGCGUCGUCACGGCCUCGCGGAGAUCCUCGAGCGUGGCGUCGGUCGCAAGAAAGUGGUGCUCGUCGAGCCGGGGCACGUCGAGGAGCUUGGAAGAUUUCCGAACGGCCACCCGCUCGCGGGGAGCGCGCGAGCCGACGUGGACCUCGACGUGCUCGACGAUCUCGAGAUUUUUGAGACGGUGAUCGCGCCGGGCGACGUCCUCUACCUGCCGGCGAACUGGUGGCACCAGUUCGAGCAGCCGUUCGAGGACACGGGCGCCCUCAACUUCUGGACGCCUCCUAGGGACACCGAGGACCCGCGGCUCCAGCUCCGUCUCUUGUGGGACGGGCUCGAAAGGGAACUGGUGAACUUGUUCGGAAACCGCGCCGGAUUCAUGCACGAGCGCAUGGCGACGGGCGAGGUCGAGCAGGACGCGCGGGCCGGCAUAGGGACGAUGGACGCGCGGCAGGCGUGGGGCGCGCUCGUCGCGCACGCGACCAAGUGGAAGGAGUGGUCCGACGGCUCGGACGAACGCUACGAGGAGGCGCUCGUCGCCGUCUACCUCACGGCCGGGCGAGGGCUCAUCCCGCGCCGCGGCGACUGGCUGCCGGGGACGGCGUGGGACAUGUCGGACCUGGCGCCGCUCUCCGUGGCGGAGCGGUGCGAGCCCGCGCCGGAGGACGCGACGUUCACGCACGUUUGUGGGUAACAUGUCUCGUCCUUCACAUCCUAGUGUGUUACAGGACGCUAGCUCGCAUUUUGCGGCUGAACUUGCG
Messenger RNA from Pelagomonas calceolata, 802 nucleotides. The record is from the annotation of a GenBank genome assembly. Lineage: Eukaryota; Pelagophyceae; Pelagomonadales; Pelagomonadaceae.